Messenger RNA from Cynoglossus semilaevis (tongue sole), 1056 nucleotides. RefSeq names its product centrosomal protein of 120 kDa-like. The record is from RefSeq and is a predicted model, not a curated record. Lineage: Eukaryota; Metazoa; Chordata; Actinopteri; Pleuronectiformes; Cynoglossidae. The transcript has 8 exons. Gene Ontology annotation, cellular component: centrosome. Bases 61 to 1056 code for a protein of 331 amino acids. Gene Ontology annotation, biological process: positive regulation of centriole elongation; interkinetic nuclear migration.
UAUUUGUGUGUAUUUUUUUUCAGGUAUUCAUAUUCGUUCUUCGGCAGCGCUGCCCCCAUCAUGACCAACCCUCCGGUGGAGCUGCACAGGAACAUGGAGGUGUCACUCCCUCAGUCCUACUGUGCCUUUGACUUUGCCACGUUACCGCAGCAACUGCACGACACCUUCCACAGAGUUCCCCUGGUGGUGGAGUUGUGGCACAGAGACUCUAACAGCAGGGACCAGCUGAUUGGACGAGCUUCUGUGCAGCUGUCUCACCUGCUGAGCUCAGAGAAGAAACGAGUUCUGACGUCAUCGGGAGAACAGAGCUGGAGACAAACGCACCAGGACAGAAUACCUGUGUUCAGACCACAGCGUCCACCUCAGAAGGUCGCAGAGGUCACCUAUGUGGCCACAUUAGAAGACCUGGGUCUGAUCAAAGCCAAAGAGGUUAUUGUGACUGACUCUUCACAGAUUGAAUCUGUUGCCCCCGCACAACUGCCCUCUCACCCUCUGUCACCCAAAGCCCCUGCCCUCCGCCACCCAGCUCCACUGCUGGGCCCCACAGCCCCCAGAGAGACCAUGGCGAUGCAGCAGGAUGCAGCAGGAUGCAGCAGGAUGCAGCAGGAGUGUGACCUGCGCGUGGCGCUGGAGAGAGAAAAAGUUCGACUGAUGGAGGAGGAGAGGAGCCGACUGCUGCAGCAGAUUUUAGACGGGGAGUCGCGGUACAAACAGCUGGAGAAGGAGUUCCAGGUCUACAGGGAACAGCAGAACAUCAGGCCGGAGUUCAGACUGCAGUCAGAGGUCAACCUGCUGACCCUGGAGAAGGUGGAACUGGAGAGGAAGCUGGAGUCCACCUCCAAGUCCAAGCUCCACUACAAGCAGCAGUGGGGACGAGCCCUGAAAGAACUGGCCCGCUUUAAACAGCGCGAGCAGGAAAACACUAUGCUGCACCUAAAGAAACAACAGGCGGAGCUAGAGGCCAUGAGGCAGCGUUACCUGGCAACGGGAGAAAAAGAGGCGGGGCAACAAGACAAGCAGGAAUUGGACGAAAUAAGGAAUGAACUCAACAGGUGA